Molecule: messenger RNA, 1602 nt
Organism: Nicotiana attenuata
Lineage: Eukaryota; Viridiplantae; Streptophyta; Magnoliopsida; Solanales; Solanaceae
Product: sugar transport protein 12-like
Exons: 1
Coding region: 21-1589 (522 amino acids)
Biological process (GO): monosaccharide transmembrane transport
Cellular component (GO): membrane
Molecular function (GO): monosaccharide transmembrane transporter activity
Source: RefSeq, a predicted model, not a curated record
UUCUUUGAUCCAAUAUCUUCAUGGCUGGUGGAAACUUUAUUCCCGCCGGCGGUGGCGGAGACAAUCCAGAUGAGUACCCAGGGAAGCUAACAGUGUACGUAGCCAUGACUUGUAUCAUGGCAGCCAUGGGAGGGUUGAUCUUUGGCUACGACAUUGGAAUUUCAGGUGGAGUUACUUCCAUGGAUCCUUUUCUCAAACGCUUCUUCAUGCCUGUUUACCAAAAAGAGGCUUUGAACACCUCUACCAACCAGUACUGUAAGUUCGACAGCCAGUUGUUGACCCUUUUCACGUCUUCUCUUUACGUGGCUGCCCUGUUUGCGUCCAUUGUUGCUUCUCAUGUUAGCAAAAAACGUGGCAGAAGAGUUACUAUGGCCCUUGGAGGUCUCUUUUUCUUGAUAGGCGCCGUCCUCAACGCUGCUGCUAUCCAUAUUAGCAUGCUCAUCUUGGGUCGUAUUCUUCUGGGGAUUGGUGUCGGAUUUGCUAAUCAAUCUGUCCCUAUUUAUUUGUCAGAAGUUGCUCCCUACAAAUACAGAGGGACUUUCAACGUGUUAUUCCAAAUGGCCAUCACCAUUGGGAUUCUGAUAGCGAAUUUGGUCAACUUUGGAACUAGCAAAAUCUCUGGCGGUUGGGGUUGGAGGGUUAGCUUAGGAGGUGCAGCCGUGCCAGCACUAGUCAUCCUGGUUUCCUCGAUGUUUCUCUCUGAUAGUCCGAGUUCGUUGAUAGACAGAGGAAAGAAAGAGGAGGCGGAACAAUUGUUGAAAAAGAUCAGAGGAGUUGAUAACGUAAAUGCUGAAUUUAAUGACCUUGUUAUGGCGAGUGAAGCAUCCAAGAAAGUAGAAAGGCCAUGGAAUAAUCUUUUAUUCGUCCGAAAGUACAGACCGCAGUUGGUUUUGUCAAUUCUGAUUCCAUCUUUACAGCAGCUUACGGGAAUUAACGUGGUCAUGUUCUAUGCUCCAGUACUUUUCCAAACAUUAGGGUUUAAGAGUAACGCUUCGCUUAUGUCAGCUGCUAUCACUGGCGGUGUCAACGUGGGUGCAACUUUUAUUUCAGUCUUUUGUACGGAUAAGUUUGGGAGGAGAAUACUCUUCUUCUGGGGUGGCAUCUUCAUGUGUAUAUUCCAAACAGCAGUCGCAGCUCUUAUUGGGGCAAAAUUCGGAACAACAGGGACUGCAACAGAUUUGCCACUUUGGUUUGCAGCUUUAGUGGUUGUCUGCAUCUGUGUAUUCGUUGCUAACUUUGCGUAUUCAUGGGGUCCUUUAGGAUGGUUGGUUCCGAGUGAGAUAUCUCCAUUGGAAGUUCGAUCAGCAGCACAAUGUGUUACGGUCUCCAUGAACAUGUUUUUCACAUUCGGAGUAGCACAAAUAUUCUUGAAGAUGCUAUGUGGGAUGAAGUUUGGUCUAUUUAUCUUCUUUGGGGCGUUUGUGUUAAUAAUGACUGUGUUUGUCUACUUGUACGUGCCCGAAACAAAGAAUAUACCAAUUGAAGAGAUGUCUCAAGUUUGGAGAGAGCAUUGGUACUGGAAGAAGUUCGUGGCCGAUGAUGAUGCAGAAUCAAAGCCACAAGGGAAGCCUGCAAAGGAGAUAGUCUAAAGCAUAUAGGAUA